This is a messenger RNA of Pongo pygmaeus (Bornean orangutan), 2054 nucleotides long. RefSeq lists its product as uncharacterized. The coding region runs from base 1 to 825 and encodes 274 amino acids. The transcript has 5 exons. NCBI's taxonomy places the organism in Eukaryota, Metazoa, Chordata, Mammalia, Primates, Hominidae. The record is from RefSeq and is a predicted model, not a curated record.
AUGGCGUGGCCGGACGCGGGGGCCCCGGGCCUUCCGGGCGUGACCCAGGGCUCGGGGGCGGGGAGGCCCCUCCGGCGGGGCGGCCCUGGGUGGUCCGGCAGAGGCGGAGGCCGCUCCGAGCCUGUGAGCCCUGGGCGCCUGCGGAGGCGGGGAGAGGGCGGGGUGUGCUGCCCUGCCACGCGGUCUCCCCGGCCGGGCCGGCAGAAGGAGCUGGUCCGUUACCAGAAAAAUCCAGAUGCAAAGUUGGGGGUCGUGCUGCCGCUUCCUGCCAGCGCACCGCACCCACCUGGGGCCGCCGCCGACCGGGCAGGACGCGCCUCCUACCCCCUAUUCUGGCCCGGCGGAGAGCUGGUGCCCCCAGCGGCCGCCCGCCCCCGUCCGCAGACCCCGGGGCCCCUGCUGAUUUGCAUUUGCCCGGAGCUGAGGGGGCCAGGGCCUUUGGAGGAAGCAUUGGCCUCCGGGCUGAAGAGCAAAGGCCGUGCCACCUGCCGGGAGGGCGGGUGUCAUCUCUGCAAGGGGGCAGACCCCUCGGCCAGGUCAGAGGAAGCAGCGGUGGGGAGACGGACUGCGCGCUGGGAGGCUCCACGCAUCGUAGGUUGCAGUGACCACCAGGAGAGGUGCCGGGCACUUUCCCACACAGGACAGAGCCGGACCAUCCUCACAGCCCCUGCCCAGCAGACGCUAGCCUUGUGGAGGGAGGCGGGCAGCAGGAGCAGUGCUUUCUGGGCCUCUGUGGCCAGAGCCGGCCCCGCUACAGCUCACUUCUGCCUGCAGCCCAGACAUCCUCCUGGUCCUCCUGAUGCCCCCGACCUCCACGGAGGAUGAGCAUUUCCAGCCCAGCCCUCCCCAUCUCCACCUCCCACUCCCGACACACAGGGAGCCUCCUGAUCUGUGAACCCGCGCUGGCGGGAGUAGCUACUGACUGCUGGGGACCCCUGCCCAGGCUGCUCCCAUGUGGAAAGGAUUCAGGGAGCAGGCGAUGCUUAGCCGAAAGCGUGGAGACCAGCGCUGCUCUCUCCCCAGCGACAGGUGCACACCCAGAUCACGGAUGUGUCGGGAACAGCUGUGCUCCUGCUCAGCGUCCGUCACUCCAGGCUGGGAGCGGGUCCCCAAGCUUCCAGCUGGGCCUAUCCGUCUCCACUCUCAGUGUGGGGGUGGGGGGCGCCAACAGCAUGCAUUUGCUCUACGCACUUCUCGUCUGAUAAUGGACUGAGGGUCCUUCUGCAGCCCCAAAACAUCCCUAGGCAGGAGCCCUGGGGCCCCAAGCAGCCAGGGAGGUGAGCACCAAGGACUUCCCAGAGAGCCUCAUCUCCCGCCGAGGGAGGCCCAGCCUGGAGGUGGUGUCUGAGACUUGGAAUCAAUACUUCCGUUGGUGGCAGUAAAUCCUGUCCCUAACCCUGCAGUAUAGAUGUGCCCUGUACAGGAGGGUGCUGUCUGACGCCAGACACCCGGACUACAAAUCGCAACCCCAUUCCUGGUCCUUGCUCCACUGAACCGCAGACCCCAUCCUCAUUCUGGGCCCUCAUCCCCUAGAUCCAGGGACCCCAGCCCCAUUUCAGCCCUUGGACCCUUGUAGGAUGUCAGGCCCUGGCUCCCCUGGGCCCCAGCCCCCAGCCCAUCCCUGACCCAGGCACUGGGGGGCCGAGCUCUUCUGAGAAGGGACACAGGGCCUGGGGGGCUCUCUCAGCCCAUCAGCAGGAGAGGAGGAGAGGACAGACUCCAGAAAAAUCAGCCUUUGUACCCACUCAGGCUGCCAAGACCUGUGUCUGUCCUUCCAAGCUCAACCUUCAGAGUUCAUGAGGCCUCUUGCCCAGAAUGUCCACAGAUUUCAUGAGGCCCCUUGCCCAGAAUGUCCACGUUUGAAACCUCCCAACACCAAGCCCCAUUUCAAGUAUAACCAGGAGGGAAAAUGGUGCUUGAAAUAAGCAUGCCGCAAAGGAACACCUGCUUUCUCUAAAUGGGCUCUGGCCGCCCAGGCCCUGACCUCCCUGGCCAGGAUGGAACGUUCCAGAGACCUAUUAGUGCCAAAGGCAAAUUAAAACACACCCUGUGAA